Molecule: messenger RNA, 756 nt
Organism: Funneliformis geosporum
Lineage: Eukaryota; Fungi; Glomeromycota; Glomeromycetes; Glomerales; Glomeraceae
Source: the annotation of a GenBank genome assembly
AUGGAAACUGAAAUUCGAAAUUCUCUGUCGGAUAAAAAUGAUAUAAAUGGUGUCGAAACCUUGUUUACUGGUUUUAGAGAAGCGUUAGACCAACAUAAAGAAUUAUCAAGUGUUCAAGAUAUUACAUAUUUGAGUAAAAAAUUAAUAUUUCUUGCUCAUAGAGCAAACCAAAAAACAUUAAAAUCGAUUUUAGAAGAAGCGGCAGCAAAGAAAAAAGAAAUACUUGAAUUAUUUCAACAAAUUUCUUGUGAAUUAGAAGAGACAAAUUAUUAUAGGUAUCACAGAAAUAUUUCUCCUGCAAUUCAGGAAUAUAUCGAAGCUGUGUCAUUUCUAGAAUACUUGGAGCAUGAUCGAUUACUCCCUAAGGAUAAUGUUGAAUCUGAAUUUAAAGACCAAUCGGGCAAACUUUUUCUGCACGUUUUAGCUGAAGAUUAUGUUUUAGGUGUAGCCGAUCUAACAGGCGAAUUAAUGCGUUAUGCUAUUAAUUGUGUUGGCAAAGGUGACCAUAAUCGCGCCAUACAAGUUUGUCAAUUUUUAAGAAGUUUAAAGGCUGAUUAUGAUGUUCUUAAAAUAUCAAGCAAGUCUCCAUUAGCAAGAAAAAUGGAAGGAAUUAAAAUGAAUUUAGCGAAGGUCGAAGACGCUUGCUACGCUUUUACGAUCAGAGGUUCCGAAUAUCCAAAAGAAUUUUACCAACAUAUAGUUAGUGAACAUUCGAGAAAUUAUGAAAGUAUGAGAAUGGAUGUUGAUGAAUCUUAA